AUCCCGCCACCACCGUCGUCUCCAAAGGCGAUCCCGCUACCAUCGUCUACAAUUUCUCCAUUGCUGCCUCUUUUUCUCUCAGUUCCGAGCACUCUUGGAGAAGAUAAGUUGAUCGAUAAUGGAGGGUAUAAUCAUGUGUACAUGGGGCUUCUUCCAAGUGGGAAGCGGGUGGCGGUGAAGGUGUUGAAGUCUAGCAAAGAGGCGUGUAAGGAUUUCACACAGGAAGUAGAUGUCAUGAGCUCAUUGAAGCAUGAAAACAUCACUCCUCUGCUUGGGAUUUGUGUUGAAGACAAUGAACUAAUCUCUGUUUAUGAUUUCUUGUCUGGAGGAAAUCUAGAGGAAAACCUACAUGGUAAUAGCAAAGAAACAUCUGUAUUGUCAUGGGAAUUGAGAUUCAAACCAGCUGUUGAAAUUGUUGAAGCCCUAAAUUACUUGCACAAUGAAUGUUCUGGGCCGGUCAUUCACAGAGAUGUCAAGUCUUCAAACAUUCUUCUCUCUAAUGAGUUUGAACCGAAGGUGGUAGUUAUGACAGUUGAAAAUCUACACAAAUGUUUCAAUCCCCAAUGUAUUUGCUUCAGGUGUUAUAGGAUUGACUGCUGCUUCAUUUUGUUACUUGCAAUUCCUUCCACCCCAUAUGACAUGGAUGAUCCGGUUUUCUUGCAGCUUUUAACCACCAAUCAUUGAAUUUGCAUUUUUUUUGGGUGCAGGCACCUAGUCAAGGAAGGGUUGCCGAUCCAAAUAUUAUGAAAUACACUCUGAAAGUUUUUCCUGUGAGUGUUUUUGAAGCUUAAUUAUAAAUUUGAUUGUAUCAACUUAAUUAAUGUGCUUAUACAUUUGCAUCACUUUUGCUCUCCAAAAAUUCAGUCUGUCAAUCUAUCAAUUUUUUAUUUUUAUUUAAAAAAAAAA
Molecule: messenger RNA, 906 nt
Organism: Camellia sinensis
Lineage: Eukaryota; Viridiplantae; Streptophyta; Magnoliopsida; Ericales; Theaceae
Source: RefSeq, a predicted model, not a curated record